AAAAAAAAAAAAAAAGAAAAUUAUAGAUUUUAUUGAGGAAACUGUCUUGAAAUUAAAAUCAUAAAAUCAUUAGACUUAUCGGUUUCUUAAAUGAAAUAAAAAACAAAUAUCAUAGGAGUUUAAUACAAACGAAAAAGACGAUAAUGGCCCGCGAAAUGGUUCGAUCCAAACUUUGAAAGCAAAACCAAUCCAACACAAAUUCCCUCUUCUUCUUCUUCUUUAUCCGCCCAAUGACACCAGAGAAUCUCCUCCACCGCCCCACUCAUACCCAAUACUGCACUCUCGGCUGUCCGAUCCUCGACGCCUUCCUCGGCGGCGGAAUCCCCUGCAACUCAAUCACCGAACUCGUCGCUGAAAGCGGUUGCGGCAAAACCCAACUCUCUCUCCAACUCCUCUUUACCGCUCAGCUUCCUCUCCACCUCAACGGCCUUUCCGCCUCCUCUCUCUAUCUAUACUCCGAGUACCCAUUUCCCAACCGCCGGUUAGACCAACUCGUUGAAUCGUUUCGGUCGUCUCAUCCAAUCUUAUUCGCCUCUUCUCGUGACCCUCGUGAUUACAUAUUUACCCGCAAUUGUCAGACUGCACAAGACCUGCUCGAUGUAUUGCUCCUCUUGGAGUCUCGUCUUGAGAAACCAAAGGAAACCCGGUUGGAUAUCAAAUUGAUUGUUAUUGAUUCGAUUGCUGCUUUAUUCAGAAGCGAUUUUGACAACAACCCGGCAGAUCUGAAGCGGAGAUCCUCUUUGUUCUUCAAGAUCUCCUCCAUUUUGAAGUCACACGCUAGGCGUCGUGGGAUUGCGAUUGUGGUUACAAACCAGGUGGUUGACUCAAUGGACGACAAUAAUGGGUCAAGUGGUGUCCGAGUUGGGAAUCUGGAGUCUAUGUAUACAUCUGGAAGACGAGUUCUUCCAGCUUUGGGAUUGUCUUGGGCUAACUGUGUUAACUCAAGACUGUUUUUGUCAAGACAUGAGGUAAUAGAAGGUGUAGAAAAUGGUUUACCUGAUUCUGAUUAUAGUGGUUAUGUCAGUAGACGAAAAAGGAGAGAACUUCAUGUUGUUUUUGCCCCCCAUUUACCUCAUUCGUCUUGUGAGUUUGUUAUACUAAGGGAUGGUGUUUUUGGUGUUGAUGAAUGUCUUUAAGAAAUGGGAUUUACCUUCUUCAGCAAAUGUUAUCAUAUUUGAAAGCAUUUCAAGAAUGCCCAUUUGUUAUUAGCUUAUUUAACAUUACAUUUGGUUUUUCUGGGGGGGAAUUUAAUGUAUGCCAUAGGGUUCAUCGUUAAUAUGUUUGAUUUAUGAUGAUUUUUGUAUACUCCCUUUUCUAGAAAUGAAAAAAAAAAUAUUAUCUUUGAGCUUGAA
Messenger RNA from Lactuca sativa (garden lettuce), 1352 nucleotides. It is a transcript of the gene XRCC3, whose product is annotated as homolog of X-ray repair cross complementing 3 (XRCC3). Gene Ontology annotation, cellular component: replication fork; Rad51C-XRCC3 complex. Gene Ontology annotation, biological process: resolution of mitotic recombination intermediates; t-circle formation; double-strand break repair via synthesis-dependent strand annealing. The record is from RefSeq and is a predicted model, not a curated record. Gene Ontology annotation, molecular function: four-way junction DNA binding; ATP binding; ATP-dependent DNA damage sensor activity. Lineage: Eukaryota; Viridiplantae; Streptophyta; Magnoliopsida; Asterales; Asteraceae.